Acanthisitta chloris (rifleman) is the source of this 906-nucleotide messenger RNA. RefSeq names its product ring finger protein 128, E3 ubiquitin protein ligase (gene RNF128). Gene Ontology annotation, cellular component: cytoplasm; nucleoplasm. The record is from RefSeq and is a predicted model, not a curated record. NCBI's taxonomy places the organism in Eukaryota, Metazoa, Chordata, Aves, Passeriformes, Acanthisittidae. The annotation marks the transcript as partial. The transcript is spliced from 6 exons.
CAUGGUCUCCCCUUCUCCUUUGCAGGUGCUGGAAAGAUUGUUGCAAUUAUGAUUAGCAACCUGAAAGGCAUGGAGAUCCUGCACAGGAUUCGGAGUGGCAUGAAAGUGACGAUGGUCAUCGAGGUUGGGAAGAAGCGCAGUCUUUCAAUGAGUGUGUUCACCAUCCUCUUCAUCUCCGUGUCAUUUUUUGUUGUUGCAGCAGCAGCGUUGGGCUGCUUCAUCUCUUACUCUGCUCGGAGACUCAUUAUUGCAAGGGCCCAGUCCAGGGAUCAGCGGCGGCUCAAGGCCAGGGCUAAGGCGGCCAUUGAACAGAUGCAGCUGCGCACCCUGAAGGAAGGGGACAAGGAAACUGGUCCUGAUGGAGAUUCUUGUGUUGUGUGCUUUGAACAGUAUAAGCCAAAUGACGUAAUACGUAUUCUGACUUGCAACCAUAGCUUCCACAAGACCUGUAUUGACCCUUGGCUUCUGGAACGCGGGACAUGUCCACUGUGCAAAUGUGACAUCCUCAAAGUUUUGGGUGUUGAGAUGGAUGUAGGAGCAGGGUCGGAGCCUGUGCAAGCCCCAGGAUCCACUGGCCAGAGAUCUCUACCCACUGUCACUAUAGUUAAUGAAGAGGAAAAUAGUGAAACAGCAUCAUCAUCUGGAUAUGAUUCUGUACAGGGACCAGAUGAACCUGCUCAUGCACAGGAGGCACAUGCAUCAUCAGAAAAUAACAACACACAUCCUGUGAACGAUAAAUCCCAGCCCUCCACUGUGACUGUCCUUUCGCAUGGUGACAACCCAGGUUUUGAGGGAGAUGAAACACAAGCUUGUGAAGACAGGAUCGUUUCUGAGGCCACGGUUUGAGGACAUGCCCAGCAACGUGGUGCAAGCCUUCUGCAAGGAGCUGCCUACUGCCGUUCCGUA